Cadophora gregata is the source of this 4117-nucleotide messenger RNA. RefSeq lists its product as uncharacterized. Gene Ontology annotation, cellular component: cytoplasm; cell septum. The coding region runs from base 752 to 3550 and encodes 932 amino acids. The transcript is spliced from 4 exons. The record is from RefSeq and is a predicted model, not a curated record. Gene Ontology annotation, biological process: establishment of cell polarity; positive regulation of G2/M transition of mitotic cell cycle. NCBI's taxonomy places the organism in Eukaryota, Fungi, Ascomycota, Leotiomycetes, Helotiales, Ploettnerulaceae.
UAAAAUAAUAACACCCUGGACUUGAAGAAGGGAUGGUAAAUUUAUGUAGAUAGGGGUGUUUUAAAAUCCAGUUUAGACAUCAAUCAAAAGCGCUGUAGCUCAAAAGGAAACACAUCCCGCUCCGCUGUCAACGUCCGUCGUGCAUCGCUGACAGGCGCUUUUCUUUUCUUUUCUUUUCUUAACCUUUCUUUUCCAUGCCGUUUCUGUUGCUGGUGAUGCCCAUCUUUUCUUUGUUCCACAAGUGUUGCUAGUACCUGGCACGGUCAUGAGUUUACUUGAGUACCAGCGAAUAGGUAGAGUGCCUAGUGUUCGGCGUCGGUCGACCGUCGCUUAGCGGCCUGGGCAAGCCCCGAUCGAAGAAAGGAGGAGGGAGGCGAACGGAACUUGGAAGCCAUGGCCAAUGCCAAACCAUGCAAGCCAUGCUCAUGCUCAUGUUCCCAAAACCACGUCCACGUCUAUCCAAGAAUCAUCGAGUCCUCUAUCAAGCAUAAUCCGCACCCGCCGCCCAGCAUUCGCACUCGAUCGACUCUCUAUCCCUCGGCCAUGCGACAGUCCUAUCUUGCCCUCUGACGCCUCUGACCUGCACAAUAUCGUUACCCUAGCCGACGCCUAUCUGCCGCUGCCGGUCCAUCAGAACACAAGCCCCCGAUGCCCAGCGUUCUGCUGCUGGUAGUGAAUAGAGCGAGCAUCUUGGUGCUAGUUCCAACGCAGCCAGCGAAGCAUUCCUCCAGAAUCUUUGCCUCAGCUUGCGAUGAAGACCUCAUCUAGACCCCGAGAGAUUGGCGGGAGCUUCGCCAGCCGCCGCGGGCAUGCUCCUCAACUCUCCAUAAGUGAUACCAACCACCACGUCACUGAAGCAAUCGGAGAUAUGUAUGGAGAUGACGACUAUUCGAAACGCGACUCGCGACCUUUAAGCUUUAUCAACUCUCCACUACACGACUCGAUAGACUCCGGCGGUUUCGUUACAUCACCUCUCAACGAGUCUGCUGGGGCAGGAAAUACAUACUUCGACGGGAACAGCCAUCCUAGGGGCAGGCCUUCGCCACAUACGAAUGGAAAUACUGGGAAGAAGGCACAUACUAGUCCAGCCAUGUUACAGUCUCCCAGGAGCGGCUCGUUUAACAAGGGUGAACUGUCACCAUCGCUGUCCCUUCGAGAUAGGAAUGGCUCCGACGCAAAUUCACAGUUUCCGCUCAGCAAUAUAGACUAUGAGUCCGAUCCAGCUGCAGUCGCCCAGGAGCUCAGCAAUCUCCAGGCUUUGCGACGAAUGUCCAUGGAUGUCGGAAAUACAAGCGAUCCUGAUCUGCCUUCCUUUCAGAGCUCUCUCAUGCCAUCUGUCGCCCCUACUGGAGAUGAUGACGAAGACGAUCCCUCGCGGCUCUUCUGGGUGCCAGCAAGAGUGCAUCCGGAACUUGCACCCAUGGAAUUCAAGACAUUCCUCGAAAAUAGGGUUCAGUCUAUCAAACGACGAUCAGGAGAACAAGCGUCCUUAUCACCAGAUGGCAUAGAACGAGCUGGCUCCGUGGGUGGAUUGAGGAGGAAGAAAUCCAUGCUUUCGAGGCAGAUUGAUAAUGACGGGGGGAGAGGAGCGCUGGGAUACAAGGACGGUGCAGACCAGUUGGAGAGAAAGAAGUCCCUGUCAAAUCACCAAAUUCCGGAAUUGAAGAUAUCUGAUCUGAAGGAACUGGAUGCUCUCGUUAGAGAUCCGUCGAAAGCCAUGCAGAAACUUACUCUGGAUACCAAUUUGAGAAGGAAUAGCAAUGGAGAGGUGCCAGAAAGUGAGGAUAUGCCAAUAUUACCACAAGCUCCGGGGAUCGGUCUCCGGAGAUCUACCAGGACCACCUACAGGAGAGGGAGUUUAAGAAAGGAAGGAAGGGGGCCCAGAAGAGCUGGUACAAUGCGGGCUGAUACGGACGGGGAGGAAUCUCCUAUAGCAGCAUCACCCAUUGGAUUUCCGCUCACCAAGGUGCAAUCUGAACCGACGACCACAGAAAAUUUCUCUCGACCUCAUCGCGGCAACCGCCGCCUCCAAACCAUUUCUCGGGCAGACUCAAACAAUGAGAGCCCAGAGACUAGCACUCCAGACAAUGGGAAAAUCGACUUCUUCUCAAUGGAUACCAGCGGACCAGUUCAAACGUCAUCACCGACCUCAUCAUAUCCCAGAAACAAUUCUAUUCCUAGAAAUGAUACGCCAGUUCCUCGUAUCAUAGAAACUCCACCACCAACAGAGGAGGUUGAGUCAGCACAACUCAAACCGGCUUUGCAGUUUCCCGAGAGGUCUUCUUCACAGGGUCCUCCUCCUUCAGUGCAGCAACAAAAGCAAACUUCUCCCGAACCACCAGCUCGGUCAAGUAGACGUCCUGUGCUAGACCGACAGAUGUCAAGCUCCAAUGUGAUUCAGAAGCCCAACUCAUCACAGACUCUCAAUGAAAUGGCGCAAAACCCAUCUCCACUGCCAGGCAGUAAUGCUAGGACGGAUACUCUCACAUUCAUUCCUACCGCUGAUGAGCGGAAACCUGACAAGAAAUCUAAGAAAGACAAGGAUGAUUCAGAGACUGGUCCACGAAAGACGAGCUGGGGUUGGUUUAAGGGUAGCGAUGAGAAGGAGAAGAAAGAAAAGAAAAAGGAGGAGGAUCACAAGGACGGUAAAAAGGGGAAAGGAAAAGCGGCGGUCGACAAGGCACACGAUACAGCUCGCUUAGACGUGCUCCAAGCGACUUUGGAUACUGGUACCACGAGAGGAAGAGAGAGCAUCUUGCUGGAACGUGACAAUACCGACUACAGGCUCCAAGACGAGAGAAAGAAAGAAAGUAGUCGCAAAUCUGGCGCAGAGAACAAGAAAGAGAAGGACAGCCUCUUUUCCUCAUUCUUCGGAGGGGGUAAGAAGAAGAAUGAUCGUGAUUCUGGUGGCAAAAAAGGCAGCUCCCUGCGAACCCUUUCCCCAGAGCCUCCACCUCGUCAGCUCAAACCAGACAUCGAUUAUAACUGGACGAGAUUCUCCAUCUUGGAAGAGAGGGCGAUCUACCGAAUGGCACAUAUCAAGCUGGCAAACCCCCGUCGGGCGCUGUACAGUCAGGUUCUACUGAGUAAUUUCAUGUACUCGUAUCUGGCGAAAGUGCAACAAAUGCAUCCUCAAAUGCAAAUUCCCCAAUCCGCACUGCAGAAGAAACAGGAAGCAGAGCGAAGGCAGAAAGAGCAAGAACAGCAACGGCAACAGCAGCAGCAGCAAGAAGGAGGGGAGCAGUACAGAUAUGAUUAUCAUCAGGGAAUUGCUCAAUAUGCUGAACCCACCCAAGAGCCUGCCAAACCUGACGGUGUCAAUUAUGUCGACGACUCUCAGAUCUAUGACUAUGACCAUCAGGAUGCGGACUCUUCUCAAAGUCAACAUUCCAACCGGCCUGAAUCUCGAGCCUCGCAACAUACCCAAGAAAAUGGGUAUGGUGAUCAGAAUCAGUACGACCGAAAUGGCAAAGACUUCUACUCUUAUGGUCGCCCAGAACAACGGCAGCAGCAGAAGCAAGAGGACGACGACGAUGAUGAUAUGUGGUGAUUAUACUGUAGCUGGGGAUGUAGCAUUGUUCUUUUAUGCAUAUAUGAUGGAGUUAUUGGCGUUCCUCAACGCCAGGAUGGAUUUGGGCGGUUGGUUCGGUGUCCGAGUGCUCCUCUUGGGGGCAAUUAGUCGUUGAAAGCAUAGCGUCUGGUGGGCACUUGUGUUUCUGCAUGGAUCAUCGUCUCUAGGUUGAGACUGUCAUAAUGCCGUCUGCAGGUUUGGGGAAAGCAGGGCGUAGCAUGUUAUUGCCCGUUUAUAUGUACAAUAAUCUAGCUUCUGGACGGAGGAGGCUGGCGGAUUGGAGACCGGUGAACAUCCUUCAAGCCAAAUUUAAACAUUCAUUACGCCUCUUCUAUAAUUUCAAGACAUGGUCUGUCUUUGAACUAUCCGGAAGUGAAUCUCUGUCGGGUAUGGGCAGUCGAGCUUUCAGCAUCUCGCAUGUAAUGUCACAAUUUUGGCUGAAUGUGAAAGUUGCGAACCAUUGAAUAAUUUCUGAGUCAGGAAUAUGCUUCAGAGUUUCCAGAGUAAUAAGAAAAUAGUAGUAAUCAGAUUGUCAAUAAGUGAAAU